This is a messenger RNA of Monomorium pharaonis (pharaoh ant), 889 nucleotides long. Its product is annotated as trafficking protein particle complex subunit 2-like protein. The transcript has 7 exons. Bases 194 to 793 code for a protein of 199 amino acids. The record is from RefSeq and is a predicted model, not a curated record. Gene Ontology annotation, cellular component: TRAPP complex; nucleus; cytoplasm. Gene Ontology annotation, biological process: respiratory electron transport chain; endoplasmic reticulum to Golgi vesicle-mediated transport. Lineage: Eukaryota; Metazoa; Arthropoda; Insecta; Hymenoptera; Formicidae.
GAUGCUGAUAGCGCUAAUAGCGUCUCCCCGAACGCACCCUAUGUGCUUCCACCUUUAAAGUUAUGUUAAUUCAUGUGUGAGGGCCUUGAGGAUCUUAAUGGAAACGAUCGCAGAUGAUAAUGAUUAUCAUUUUUGUCAAUUGACUUGCAAGAGCCCAAGUUAGUUGCUGUUAGCUCAAGAUUUAUUAUGUGUCAUGUCACAGCGCACUAAAGUCAUUCAUUUGUACAAAACGCUGUUGUACAUGGGCCGAGACUAUCCAAAAGGAUAUCAAUAUUUCAGAACAAAGCUAAAAAGGGCCUUUGAUAAAAACAAAACGGAGACCGAUCCCGAAAAGAUAAAUAAGAUGAUAAAUCAUGAAUCUUCUAAAAUGGCCGCUUGCGUAGCUGUUAUCGGCAAAGAUAAUUCUCCAAAAUUUAUUAAAAUAUAUCAAUGUGCGGACGAAGCUGCUGGAUUGCAGUUUCAUUACAAAGUACAUACGUCGAUUGAUAUUAUAGAGGAGAAGUUGAAUGUAGGAAGUAAAACAACAGUUGACAUACGUGAUUUAUAUUUAGGUUUAUUAUUUGCAACUGAAGAAUACAAAAUAUAUGGUUAUGCUACAAACACAAAGAUCAAAUUUGUCAUAGUAUUACAAUCAUCCAAUGUAUCAUUAAGAGAUAACGAAAUAAAAACGAUUUUUAAGAAGUUACACGCUGCAUAUUCCAAUGCUGUUUGCAAUCCAUUUUACAUUCCAGGUGAUGAAAUAAAAUCUAAGUCAUUCGAUACAUCAGUGCUGGAAAUAAUGGGCGUUAUAUAAUCUUUUACAAAGAUAUUUAAAAAAUAUUUUAGCAAGCAAGAAAAUAUACAUUACAUAAAAACUAUAUGUAGCUAAUAAUAAAUAAUAUAAAACUCU